AAUUCGCCUCUGUUGGAGUACGAAGAGUGGCUUGUAUCUAGUUAUCUUCUGGUUGAACAGCACAUGAAUCACUCGAUUCCCCGUGUCAGAGAAUAUUCGUCCAUGCUUCUCGAUGACCUCACAUUGUCAUUGCUGGAAGUGGACAAUUGGAAAAUGCUGGAGUGGGAGAAGCAGAGGAUCAUCGUUCUUCACACAAGCGAGCAAAGCAAGCAGCCAAAUCAUUGGCUUGGGCGGCUGCUCUGCCGACCAGGCUUGGAAUCAACCCUUGACCGAGGUAUUCUGAAGACCAGCAAGAAGAAUCCAAUGGAGUGCGGGGACAUUUUUGACACAGAUACUAUUCAAAUGCUGCAAGGUCCAGAUGGUCAACCCUUUCUCAAAACAGGCACCAAUGAAGGGCGAUAUAUUUUUGGUCUGUGUAUGGAUGGCUUUCAACCACAUGGACGAGGUGGUCCACCUACAUCCAUCGGAGCCAUAUAUCUCGCCUGCAUGAACCUUCCACCCGAUAUUCGGUACAGUCUUGACAAUCUAUUUCUUGCUGGCAUAAUACCU
This is a messenger RNA of Laetiporus sulphureus 93-53, 549 nucleotides long. RefSeq lists its product as uncharacterized. The annotation marks the transcript as partial. The transcript is spliced from 2 exons. The record is from RefSeq and is a predicted model, not a curated record. Lineage: Eukaryota; Fungi; Basidiomycota; Agaricomycetes; Polyporales; Laetiporaceae.